Messenger RNA from Aspergillus steynii IBT 23096, 1744 nucleotides. RefSeq names its product putative eukaryotic translation initiation factor subunit eIF2B-gamma. Gene Ontology annotation, biological process: cytoplasmic translational initiation. The transcript has 7 exons. Gene Ontology annotation, cellular component: guanyl-nucleotide exchange factor complex; eukaryotic translation initiation factor 2B complex. NCBI's taxonomy places the organism in Eukaryota, Fungi, Ascomycota, Eurotiomycetes, Eurotiales, Aspergillaceae. Gene Ontology annotation, molecular function: translation initiation factor activity; guanyl-nucleotide exchange factor activity. The record is from RefSeq and is a predicted model, not a curated record. The coding region runs from base 182 to 1744 and encodes 520 amino acids.
GCUUUGUCCUGCAAUAUUUUCAGUUCUCCAGACGUUGAGAUUAUUUGCAUUCUCGCACAACACGACUCUCUUUCACCCGCGGAGUCUUCCUGACCCGCAUUGGCCGGGUCGAUCUACUAGUAAUUCUAGUUUCCCCGCUUUGCCCGCGGGGCUUGUUUAAACAUAUCACAACUGCAGCAACAUGGUGCUUUCUACGCCAGUACCAAGCAGUGGCUUUCAAGCCUUGAUCCUCUGCGGCCCGGGUGAAAGCCUGAAUACCAUUUCAUCUAAUCCAGAUGAGAAUCCAAAAUGCUUGAUUCCCAUAGCACUGAGGCCGAUGGUCUACUACCCCCUCGACUGGUGCAAGCGCGCCGGAAUAACCGAUAUCGUUUUGAUCACACCUCCCUCCGCCCUCCCGUCUCUCAAGGCGGCCCUCCAACAAAAUCCUUACCUAACAUCGCUCUCCUCGCCAUCUCCCACAGUCGUAGCCCCGAGGCAUCUCAAGAUGACCACAGGAACGGCCGAGCUGCUCCGCCUCCCGGAAGUCCAGGCUUGCAUUCGGUCGAAUUUCCUGCUCCUGAGUUGCGACUUGCUGUGCGAUAUUCCCGGGGAACACUUGCUGGAGGCAUGGCUGGUCUCGCAGAGUGAUUUGGGUCCACUGUCCCAGGGAGGCUUAUCGGUGUUCUAUCCGGCAAAAGGCGUCGAGGACGAGAUCAAGAAAGAGCCGACGGACUUUGUCGCCAUCAAUCUACUUAAGAGAGACGAGGGGCCCGGGUUCUCGCGAUACGAGAUCUCAAAAUUGGUUACGUCGACGCCCAUGGAUACCUUGAAGGAUCGAAUGCAGAAGGAUAAAGGCCUUUUGCUGCGUCAUACCUUGGUUGAGAAACACGCCUCGGUCAAGAUGCUGACCGGCUACAGGGAUGCGCAUUUAUACAUCUUGCCAAAGUGGGUUCAGUCCCUGGCGCGGCACCAGGAGCGGUUCGAGUCAGUUAGUGAGGAUCUGAUUGGAUACUGGGCCAAAGCAGGAUGGCAGCGUGGGCUGGGUGAAAAAUUGGGGAUCAAUGAGAUACUAGGCGGACAGGAUGCGAAUCCCGAGGACCAUGCAAGCCUCGAUGGCGAUUCACUGGAGGAUGAUAUCGAUCUUCGAGGCAUGACCACUACGCAUGCACAGGGUUCUGACACCGGGAAUACGAAGUCUUCGUCGAAUACCGAAUCCUCGGUAGAGGUGCCGCCAAUUCUAGCAUACAUGACCAAACCCUCCGAACAACUCGUCCGGCGGGUUGACAGUUCCGCUCUGGUAUUGGCAAUGUCUCUCCGACUCGCCAAGCUGGAGUCUAUUGAAGAGAUCGGUCGUGCCGCUGCCUCGCCGUUCAGCCAUGCGUCGAAGAUCGCUAGUCCCGAGGGGGUCGCUCCGAAGUCUGUCGUCACCAAAGGUGAUUGCUUACUGGGGCCUCAUGCGACGGUGGAGGAAAAAUGCGUCAUCAAGGAGUCGUGCAUCUCUUCGAAGGCGAAGGUUUGCAGUGGCUCUCGCUUGACGAGAUGUGUCAUCAUGGACAACGCGGUCAUCGGACCAAAAUGUGUACUCACCGGUUGUAUUGUCGGUAGAUAUAGUCACGUUGGACGAGAGUCUAUUCUCAAGGACUGUGAGGUCCAAGAUGGCGUUGUGGUGGGGGAAGAGACCGACGCCAAGAACGAGCAGUUUAUGAAUUUUGAAGGUCUUGAAGACGGGAUGGGUGGGAUGAGUGGUGAGGAUGAAGAGAAUUAG